Molecule: messenger RNA, 2308 nt
Organism: Paramacrobiotus metropolitanus
Lineage: Eukaryota; Metazoa; Tardigrada; Eutardigrada; Parachela; Macrobiotidae
Product: trafficking protein particle complex subunit 1-like
Exons: 5
Coding region: 142-579 (145 amino acids)
Biological process (GO): endoplasmic reticulum to Golgi vesicle-mediated transport
Cellular component (GO): TRAPP complex
Source: RefSeq, a predicted model, not a curated record
AACUACUAGUACUUGCACAAAUGUGGAUUACUGACAGAUCCAUAUUUUCUGGGAUAAUGAAUAUUUACUUGUCAAGAACGGAAGAUCCUGACCACUUCCGCUGGCGUAGGGUAUUUUUUAAAAUUUCACCAAGUAUUUACAAUGAUCUAUACCUUAUAUAUUUUUGAUCCCAAUGGCUGCUGCAUUUUCUACAAGGAAUGGGCUCGCAAGCGUCACUUGAAAAUGGCAAAGGAGGAGGAGUUCAAGUUGAUGUAUGGUUUAAUCGCAUCUAUAAAGUCCUUUGUAUCCAGAAUUUCUCCCACAGAAAUGAAAGAUGGAUUCCAGUCGUAUGCCACGGACAAAUAUCGUCUGCAUUUUUUCGAGUCGCCUACAUCGUUGAAAUUUGUGAUGAUGUCUGAUCUCGCUGCUGUUUCCCUCAAAGAGCUUCUUAAUUCUAUAUAUGUGGCUUAUGUGGAAACCGUAUGCCGCAAUGUACUGGUUCCUGCCCGUGGCAGAAUGAUCGACAGUCAGUUUUUUAUCGCGCGACUGGAAUUUGUAGUCAGUCAGUCGCCGUAUUUCACGUCCAAAGCACAAUCAUAGCACAUAUUUUGUAGGUGGUUAACUUAUAACAGUAGUUACAGUACAGUAUAGCUUUAUUUAUUAACCUAUACCCUACAUGCACUACUCGUAUGCUUGAACGAUUCUAUAUGAUGCAUUGUGCACUGUAUUUUUGUCAAAAUAUAGUGUUUUACCAGAUUUGUGUUUCCAGAUUAAACUUACAGAACUUUACCAUUUGUUUCUUGUUAGAAUUACGUUCGGAAAUCUUCCAUUAAUUCCAAACUUCUGUGUAUUGCCAUUUUCGAUCGUAGCUUCUGCUGCAGUUACAUUCGGCGCCCUGCAGUUACUGUACUUGAUCGGUACAGACCGUAAACGAUGGUCGGUUGUCAUAAAUGAGAAAAUAAAUACUUUGAACGACAAUUGCUGUGGCCUGUGAGUUUUGUUAGCUCCUUACUAGCAUUUUCAGUAUACGAAAUAUUAAUAUUAUGGUAAAUUUUAUUGUUCGAAAUCUGUGUGUGGACAGCGGACAGUAGGUGGAUUAUCCAGGUGUUAAUUCACGGGUUACUAUCAUCCCAGGCUGUCCACAUUCCGUUGUGCAAUUUGGGAUCGGCUCGGGCGUCAAACGGUUUCUGCCGGCCGGCUAUGGCACUUUUGCUGUACUGGGCAAUUGUCCCUAAUAGCUGCGUCAUAAUUCCCGGUUGCUCAUUUGCGACGUUGUCCGUUUCACAUGGAUCGUUCGUCAAAUCGUAAAGGCAGUAUCUCACUGUACCGUCGCACGAUCGUUUUUCUGUUAGUGCCGCUGGCGCACACUUAAUGGAAGCGUUGGAUUCUUGCCGCCGGGGAAAAGUAUCAGAAGUACCAGGAGGACGAUACCUACAACGAAAAUUUAUCAGGACCAAUUAGCAGUUUCCAGUUGCUAGUUACUAGUACCGCUUGACCAGCUACUUCGUCGACAUUAAUCAAAAUGUCUGUACGAGCUGGUUGAUCAUUGUGACCUAAAAUUUGUUUCCAUUGACUUUUGCCAUCAAUGUCUUCUGACGAAUCUUCACGUCCUCCAGCCGCUUCGUAGAGCGUCGGAAGCCAGUCGCUUAUAUGGAAAAGGUCAUCGUUAAUCGGUUCGAUGUUGUUUCUGAGCUUUGCCGGCAGCCAGACAAACGCUGGUGUAUGUAUGCCUCCCUCAAAGUACAUGCCUUUUCCGCCGCGAAAUGGCCAGUUGUUUGCCGCUCCGAUCGGUUGUAUGGGGAUGACUUGUUGAGGAAUCUGUCCUCCGUUGUCCGAAGCAAAAACGAUUAUUGUGUUUUGUAAUUGGUUUUUGGAAGUCAAAGCCGCGUGAAUCCUCCCGACCGCAUUAUCCAACCCAGAAACCAUUGCUAGUGCAAUUACACAGAUUAAAACAAUCAUUUCUCCUGCCAGAAACUACUGCUCGUACAGACAGUUAGUACUCGUAGUCUCGUAGUAGUGCUGUUAGGUUGACGUAGUGCUGACGUUUGAAUGCCAAAACAUAGACCGCUGAACGGCAUUGUGUAUCUCCUGGUAAAAUUUUUAUCUUCCCGAUUUUUAAUGUUUGGCUUAAGAACUCAUUUCAACAAAAAUAAAUUUUUCUCUACAUGUACACAUACCGGCAUAGUUUUGUCGAUUGCUGUCGGUUAUUUCCUGUAUUCCAGGGCGCAAAAGAUACUGCGGAGUCGCUUGGAAUGGCUCUCGAUAGGUAGCUACAUGUGGCGCGUUAGGUGCAAAGUAGAUGAAAUAAGGCUGUCAAUUAAAAUUUAAA